This is a messenger RNA of Lampris incognitus (smalleye Pacific opah), 1809 nucleotides long. RefSeq names its product retinoic acid-induced protein 2. The transcript has a single exon. The record is from RefSeq and is a predicted model, not a curated record. Lineage: Eukaryota; Metazoa; Chordata; Actinopteri; Lampriformes; Lampridae. The coding region runs from base 1 to 1701 and encodes 566 amino acids. Gene Ontology annotation, biological process: animal organ development. Gene Ontology annotation, cellular component: nucleus.
AUGGAGAACAAUGACAAUUUGUCUACAACCAUGGCAAACCCUCAGACUGGAGUGAGCAACACUGAAGUGGGAGGUGGAGAAAUCACCGGCAAAGUGGAGAGUGGAGGAAAUCCAGGCACUCCUGCUGAUUCCUGGGAUGUCAGUGCAACAGGCCUGAGCAAGGGAGGGCUCCCCACUGUGGUCGAGACUCCAGUCUCUUCAGUGGUGAGCCCAACCACUGACUCACCAGGAGGGGUGGCUCUUAAAGUAGCCACAACAGUACUACAGCCCAUCUGCCUCGGGGAGAGCCCAUUGAUGCUGCCUGUUCACCUCCAGAUGGCUGGAGCAGCUGGACCUCAGCUUGGCCAAAUGGGGGCAGCACCAUACUUCAUAACCAGCCAGGGCCCAGUUUCACUGCCUUUGGUCUUAGAUCAGCAGGUCCUCCAGCACCUGAGUCCCUCUGUAAUGCCCCAGACAACCAACUGUCCGGCCUUGCCACUCCAAAACAAUGUCAUAUGUCAGAAUAGCUCUUUGACAUUUGGGUUGCCUCCAGUUGUGGACCAAAAGUCAGGAGGACAAGCCCAGGAUUUCAACCUGAUUUCUCUUCUUCAAAAUCCGGCCUUUGCAGCCAUUUUGCAGGACCUCUUCCCUUCCCCAGCGAGUUCCUCAUCCUGUCAGUCACCGGGCUCUGUGCCAACAGACUCAUUUACCUCCAAUUUUUUCCCACCUCCUCCCCUGACUCAUCCCUACACCUCCCCCCUAGCCCCUCUAGUCCCUCCAGCCACCCUUCUAGUCCCCUAUCCAGUCGUCAUUCCUCUGCCAGUGCCUCUGCCUAUCCCAGUUCCUAUUCCCAUUCCUAUCCCUCAGACUGAGGACUCAAAGGGGAACAUGCCAAAAUCAGUUUGCACUGUGAGUAAAAGCACUCAGACUUCCACAAAAGAUACUACCUCUCCUUUCUCUCCGAGCAGAUUUAUGUCAUCAACUAAUCCGCAAAAUGUGCCCCCAUCCUCACUUCCUUUGGUUGAAGAAGAAGUUUUAGAUCUCUCUGUCAGAACAUGUCCGAUUGAACCAAAACAAGAGUAUCCCUGUCCACAGGACAAUGUGCUUGACUUGUCAGUAGGCAGUGCAAGGAAAAAAUGUAGUCGGUCAUGUGAUUCUAGCGGACUGCCAUCAGUUGAGAGGGAGUUUGCUUUUCAACCUAGCCAAAAUAAUCCUGGUACUGCCUUGUCUCUGGGUGUAUUGCGACCAGUUGAGUGCAGCGAAAAUUUAGAGUCCAAACUCCUGAGCAGCCUAGCCUCCCUGGAGUUCAGUCGACAACAUAAGUGGGUGGUUGAUAGUAGUUCUGGUGGGCCCGCUUCUCUUGGCCGUGAGGCAUCGCUCAGCGGAGCGGGAAACCUGGAGAUAGUGAGCACCUCGCAGACUGCCAAAGUCAUUGUGUCGGUGAAGGACGCGAUUCCUGCCAUUCUCUGCGGAAAAAUCAAGGGCUUGUCAGGGGUAUCCACAAAGAACUUUUCAAUCAAACGCGAUGGCAGCCAGGGGGCGUCUCUUCAACAACUCUACAGUGCUCCAUCCAGGACCCAAGGGGAGCAGCAUGACCCGAACGACCCACUCCGAAAGGUUCCUAAAAACAGAGCCAUUAAACUGAAGAAGGUCAGCUCACAAGAGAUCCACUUUCUUCCCAUUAAGAAACAGCGACUAGCAGCAUUUCUCCCCAGGAAGUGAAAGUGUUUGCCAGAGAGGGAGUAAUUUCUGGACUGCUCUCUGGCAGAGAAUAUAACUAUAACAUAAAACACAUGUGGAGACAUUCUCUAAUCAAACUGUAUAUCCAUA